UUGGGAUUGGCUGCGACGAUGUGCAUGUGGUGGAUGUGUCGAUAACUCGAUAACUGGUCUCCAUUCUCGUGGUGGCCACUUUCACAACUACUCGUCGCUACAUAACCAUGCUUCGACGAAACAACGCGUGCCUGAACUUGGCCGCCCUCGACACAUCGUACAACGCUGCCACCUCAACCCUGCAUGCAACGAUGUUACCGGCAAGAAAGCGACUGUCGGAUUCAGACGCCACAACAACCACAGGCAAAGGCUGGCCGUCGACAAAUGCAAAGCGAUCGACUCCAGUCCCGAUUCCAGAACCCAAAAACAGACCGUUCUACUGCGUCAACCAAGACGCACAUAGUCGCCCUGGACGACUCGUCAUGUAGAGCGAGCGUUGAGAUGCAUCCCUCGGCCAUGACGAUAUCGAUCUUCCCUUAUUAUUUACUAACGUUAUCAAUCAAUGUGUAUCUGUCAA
Molecule: messenger RNA, 457 nt
Organism: Aphanomyces astaci
Lineage: Eukaryota; Oomycota; Saprolegniomycetes; Saprolegniales; Verrucalvaceae
Exons: 1
Coding region: 108-368 (86 amino acids)
Source: RefSeq, a predicted model, not a curated record